Molecule: messenger RNA, 726 nt
Organism: Arabidopsis thaliana (thale cress)
Lineage: Eukaryota; Viridiplantae; Streptophyta; Magnoliopsida; Brassicales; Brassicaceae
Product: Interleukin-1 receptor-associated kinase 4 protein
Exons: 5
Coding region: 32-493 (153 amino acids)
Biological process (GO): brassinosteroid mediated signaling pathway
Cellular component (GO): plasma membrane
Molecular function (GO): protein kinase activity; ATP binding; protein serine/threonine kinase activity
Source: RefSeq, marked reviewed
GUCGACCUUCAACGCGAAAUCACUCGAUCCGAUGAAUUAUGAGGAGAUAUGCGUCGGAUCCGAUCUGUCGUUAUAUUCAUUUCAACGUCGGUGGAGACCCUCGACGAUUUCAAAUCGGAGAGUAUGCUCCAAUCUAUUUCCCAUGGAUGGGAAUCCCAGGUUGUCUUGCUUUGGACUCAUGAAAAGUAGCAGAGAUGGGAAGAGUUAUAUAGCACUAACUUGGCAUUUACUCCUACAGAGAAAUUUGCUAACGGAGUUACACCAGAGAGUGUAUUAUGUUUUCAGUUUUGGAACCGUUUUGCUCGAUCUCAUUAGUGGAAAACAUAUUCCACCGAGCCAUCCAUACAGGAAAUACUGCUUAAGAAUGGAUCUUACAGCCAUACAGGAAAUACUUAGUAAGAUUGGAUACAAGGAAUUGCCAUUGAGCUCUCGUUUCAAAUGUGGACAACCCAGAUGCAGGAAUCUCUCUUUUCAAAGAAGCAAGGGGACUUAGCUUUCCGAUCCAAAGAUUUUACAACCGCAAUCGAUUGCUACACUCAGGUAAUAUCUCUAAAUGCAACAUACCUCUUUAAUUACAUGCCAAGAGCCAUCAUAGGGCUAGACAUUCAGUCAUCAUAGGGCUACACAUAACUGGAAUGAUUCAUGGGCCGAAAAGGAUGAAAAAAGUUUGUAUGGUUCCUUGUAUUGAAAGACAUCUAAAUACAAAAAUUUGAUUUUUGUCCCUUA